Cutaneotrichosporon cavernicola is the source of this 288-nucleotide messenger RNA. RefSeq lists its product as uncharacterized. The record is from RefSeq and is a predicted model, not a curated record. The transcript is spliced from 3 exons. The coding region runs from base 1 to 288 and encodes 95 amino acids. Lineage: Eukaryota; Fungi; Basidiomycota; Tremellomycetes; Trichosporonales; Trichosporonaceae.
AUGGAUAAGAACCAGAACAUGUACCAGGCCUCGGACGGCAAGUGGUACCCCGUCCAGCACAUGCCCCAGGGCUACGGCCAGCAGGGCGGUUACGGCGGCGGAUACGGCGGCGGAUACGGCCAGCAGCAACAGAUGCAGUACGGCGGCCAGCAGCAACAGCCCAUCUACGUCCAGCAGCAGCGUCCUGGUGGCGGCGGCGCAGGUACCGGUGCCGCAGCAGGUGUCGGAUGCUGUGCCGCGCUCUGUGGUAUGCUUCUCUGCUUCGACCUCGGCGCUUGUCUCUUCUAA